UGAUUUAAACAUUUCCUUUUUCAUUUCAUUGGUUUUGCUUUAUUAUUAUUAUUUUGGUUGGUGGGUUAGGGCUCCGAUUAAGGAUUCCUGAUUUGUGUUCUUGGUUGGUUUUAUUCUGGGAAUGUUCGGAACUUCGGUGGAAAAAAGGGUUUUCGAUCGUGUGGGGCUUAGGAUUUUCGUUGAAUCUGGGAAUAUUUUGGUCUUCUAUCUGGAUAGAGUACUACAGAUUCUGACAGUCCCAUAUUCGGAAUAAUAACUUGGAAGAGGAAGUCGCGUACGGGACGAGAUGGAUAUUUGUCCGUGGCUGAGACCCUCGCCAAGUGGAAAGAACAGACCGCCCAGCUUGAUUCUUGCAACGAUAAACCCAUUCGUAAAGCUCCGGCCAUGGGGUCGAAGAAGGGAUGUAUGAAAGGAAAGGGAGGGCCUGAGAACUCGAGAUGUGAUUACAGAGGAGUUCGGCAGAGGACAUGGGGUAAGUGGGUUGCAGAAAUUCGGCAGCCAAACAAGGGGAAAAGGCUUUGGCUUGGUACUUUUGCUAGUGCAGUUGAAGCUGCGUUUGCUUAUGAUGAAGCUGCAAAGGCAAUGUAUGGAUCUCGUGCCCGCCUCAAUUUUCCGGGUUGUUGCUCAGUCACCACUUCAUCAGGAACUUGUGCGGAAGCAACUCCAUCAGGCUCUGAUUCUACGACUACAUUCAACCACUGCGAGGUCUGUGUAGCCGAAGAAAUAGAUGUGAAGCCUCUUAUCCCAAAUUUGAGAAAUGAGAGUGGGGAGGUUGAAUCAAGAAUGUGUAGUCGGCUAGCUGCAGUAGAUGAAGCUUCCGUGCCGAAUAGGAUGUCACAGUCAGAAGCAAAGGAGGAACCCUGCGACAUCAAACCGGGAUUUACUGACAUUUCAAACUUUUAUUGGGAGGAUGGAUGGGAUUAUUCUCUGGGGCCAGAAGCAAAGGAUGAUCUCCAUGACAUCAAACAGGAAGCUAGUGGCGUUGGGAACUAUCAUUGGGACGGUGGACAUGAUUAUUCUAUGGAUGAAAUGUGUGACUUGGAUGAACUUUGGGGGCUUCUAGACAAUAGUCCUGUAUAUAACAUGGAAUCGAUACUGGGUUUGGGUUUCGAUGAUGACCAACUGGGGUCCUCGACGGCAGCCCCUGAAAGGAACGAAUAUUGGGGGCAGCCCGUAGAUCUGCCAUACCAGUUCUAGAAUUUAGAAUCUAAAGUUUGAUGUUAAGUCUGAAUAAUGUGCAGUAGACAACUAAUGCCAAUUCCAGAGUUGCCUUUGACUUCUUGCAGUAAGAUAGUCAGUCAAGAUCACUAUUAGAAUGAUCGAUGGGUGGAUGAACUUGAUUUGGGAUGAUCAGAUUUCAGACUCUUGAGAUUUUUAUUUUUUGUUUUGAUAAAUUUGUUUGAUAUGCGGACUUGUAUUCUUUAAUAUUACUAACUAAGCUGAUUCUCUAUAGGUUUUUAGAUUGGGGAAUUAAGCCUAACCGUUGUUCCGAUUGUGAAUACGCACCAUCAAAAUAUAAAAUUAGUUUUAUAA
Messenger RNA from Carya illinoinensis, 1533 nucleotides. RefSeq names its product dehydration-responsive element-binding protein 2C-like. The record is from RefSeq and is a predicted model, not a curated record. Lineage: Eukaryota; Viridiplantae; Streptophyta; Magnoliopsida; Fagales; Juglandaceae. Gene Ontology annotation, molecular function: DNA-binding transcription factor activity; transcription cis-regulatory region binding. Gene Ontology annotation, cellular component: nucleus. The transcript has 3 exons. Bases 385 to 1197 code for a protein of 270 amino acids. Gene Ontology annotation, biological process: positive regulation of DNA-templated transcription; response to stress.